AUGGCGGCUGCCGUGGAGGGCCCACGUGGAGGUGAAGCUGCGGUGGGCGAGGAAGCCGACAGCGAUUCUGAAUUAAGCUCAGGAAUUCCAGAAGACAGCUACUCUUCAGGAGGUGAAGCCCUGGAUGGUGAUGAUGAAGAUGAAACGGCAGCCCCUGGCAACGUGGCUGAAGAGGCAACAAGCUCCAAAGCUGGCCCAAGUGCAGGCUGGGCAGAUGCCAUGGCAAAAGUGCUCAACAAAAAGAUUCCACAAAAUAAGUCUACCAUCUUGGCCAAGAAUAAAAAGCUGGAGAAGGAGAGACAAAAGGAAAAACAAGAAAGGCUGGAGAAGAGAAUGAAGCUCGACAAGAAGCGGGAGUGGGAAAUGAUGUGCCGAGUGAAGCCAGAUGUUGUCAAAGACCGAGAGACUGAAAGAAAUCUUCAGAGAAUUGCCACAAGAGGUGUUGUGCAGUUAUUUAAUGCUGUCAGAACACACCAAAAAAAUGUUGAUGAGAAGGUGAAGAAAGCUGGGAGCUCUGUCAGGCAGCGUGCUAAACUGAUGUCAUCUGUUUCAAAGAAAGAUUUCAUCGAUGUUUUAAGAAACAUGGAGGGUGCGAAAGGAAGCAAGAAUCCUGCUGGAAAGGCCACAAAAAGUAAACAGGGUGAAGAGGGGCCAGAAUGGAAUAUACUGCGUGAUGACUUCAUGAUGGGAGCAUCUAUGAAAGACUGGGACAAGGAAAGCGAUGGAGAGGAUGAUCAUGAACAGGGAGGUGGUCUGAAACAGGAAGAUGACAGUGACUGA
Molecule: messenger RNA, 780 nt
Organism: Indicator indicator
Lineage: Eukaryota; Metazoa; Chordata; Aves; Piciformes; Indicatoridae
Gene: RRP15
Product: ribosomal RNA processing 15 homolog
Exons: 5
Coding region: 1-780 (259 amino acids)
Biological process (GO): maturation of 5.8S rRNA; maturation of LSU-rRNA
Cellular component (GO): preribosome, large subunit precursor
Source: RefSeq, a predicted model, not a curated record